Messenger RNA from Nilaparvata lugens (brown planthopper), 3298 nucleotides. RefSeq names its product nibrin. Gene Ontology annotation, molecular function: damaged DNA binding; protein binding. The transcript is spliced from 11 exons. NCBI's taxonomy places the organism in Eukaryota, Metazoa, Arthropoda, Insecta, Hemiptera, Delphacidae. Gene Ontology annotation, biological process: mitotic G2 DNA damage checkpoint signaling; double-strand break repair via homologous recombination. The coding region runs from base 146 to 2896 and encodes 916 amino acids. Gene Ontology annotation, cellular component: Mre11 complex. The record is from RefSeq and is a predicted model, not a curated record.
GGCAUUUCUUUGAGCGGCAGAGCGGCAAGUGUAAUCUGCAGUUUGUAUUAUUGUAUUGUCGUAUUUUGAUUACUUAUUUAAUAUUCAGUAGUAGUAUUAGGUUUGUGGUAUCUAUUAAAAUAAAAAAAAAAACUUUUUAUGAACGAUGUGGUUAUUAAAAAGUGAACAAGGACCUUUUUUCCAUGUAACCGCUAAAACAGAGCACACUGUAGGAAGAAAGAACGGAUCAUUAACUCUUUCUGAUGAUCAAUCCAUCAGUAGGUUACAUGCAAAGUUCUAUUUGGCUUCGGAUAAUCCCAAUUCAGAUGCUGGAAUAAUUUUGAUUGAUGCUGGCUCCAAGUAUGGAACAUAUGUUAAUGGAGGAAUUGAAGAGAGUAAAAAGAUAGCGCCCAAUGAGAAUAAAGUAUUAAAACACACUGAUAAGGUCAGAUUUGGACUUCAAUGGCACAAAUACACCGUAAUAUACAUGCCUCUGUUGAUUGUUAUUUCCUCACUGAACGAAGAGAGGACCAAAACUCUUGAAAGUAUUCUCAAAGAGUUGAAUGCAGAAUCGAGUAAAUCAUGGACCUCUAAUUGUACUCAUUUCGUAAUGAGUGCAGUUAAGGUUAGUGUUAAGACUGUUUGCGCUCUUGGUGCCGCUAAACCUAUUGUCACGCCCGAGUUCUUUCAAAGUUUAAGAGAUGCUGUGAAUUCAGGAGCGAGUGAACUGCCUGAUCCGAAUGACUUCAUUCCGGACUCGGGUGAGCCUGUGCUGAAUAGCAGUGUCGUGUCGUUCGCGCCCAAUACUAACAGGUCGACCCUUUUCGAGUCUCUCACAUUCAUUGCAACAACACCAAGACAAAUGUCUCGUCUCAAGAACAUGGUUUUGUCUGCAGGUGGGAGAGUCGUUUUGUUUUCUGAGUGCAAUAUUUCCAAGAAAGAUAUGUGCAGCCGAAAUGUUCUAUUGAUGCAAAAUUCUCCGUCUUCCAGUGAUAGUCAAAUGUCUUUAGUACCUGAUGAUUAUCAUGGCUUUGCGAAGUAUGUGACAUCUAAGGGUUAUAGAUGUAUACCGGAAUCAGACAUUGGCAUGAGUAUGGUUUACUGCUCUAUUGAGAAAUUCUGCAACCCAACGCAUAAUCCUAUGAGUUCCCUUAUCGAUCAACGGAAAGCAGUUGACACGCCAUCUCUAUCCAACGUGAUAGUCCCAGAAACGCAGAAUGAAUACUCUCAAGAUGCUCGUCCUGAUCUUUCUGGAAUUAACAUUGUAAUAAAUGAAACAAUACCAAGCCCAGCCACUCAAAGAUCUAGUAAAAGGUUGAGAGGGACUGGUGAUGAAGAGGAGGGAGCUCAGAAAAUCAAAUGUGGUGAAAACCAAACAAAAGUCAGAUUGUCUUCAAAAAGUGAUAAAUUAAAACAGAAAGAAGAGGACGUUGAUGAUACGAGUAAUGAAAAUGGUGCCAGCCUCCAGAGAUGCAAAGAUAGUGGUGCUUCUGCUGCGAAAGCACCAUCUUUCAAAAACCGUACAUUGAAAGAUAUGUUUGCAUCAAAAAAAAAACCAACGAACAAAGUUGAAGAACCUCAGGUUACUGAAGAAAAGUCUUCAGUUGUCGUAGAAGAGUCAAACUUGGUUUGCAAAUUGAAAGAAGCCAAGCGGAAGUCCCCUGUUGGGAUAGACAAAAUGGAUGCUGACGGAGAUGUUGAUCGUGUAGAAGAUAGUGACAACAUUGUUAUUGAAGAAUCGGAAUCUUUUUCGUUUGCUGAUUACGCCAAAAAGGUUGAUGACAAAAAGAAAUCAACAGCAACUGAAAGUGUUGACGACAUUGAUGUCAAAAAGAAGACAACAGUUGUUACCAGUGUAGAUAUGUUCGAUUGUUCUACAACUUCAAAAGAAGUUAUAAAGAAAGCGGUAGCUCGUACAAGUGUUGACAUGUUCGACUGUUCGUCAACAACAAAAGAUGAGCACAACUUUCUGCAGCCAGAAGUGCCUAAAAGUGCCAGUAAAAAGAAAGACGGUUCUGCUGAAUCAAAUUCAGCAUCAAACAACAAGAAUGCUUGCGCAUCUACUAAGAAGAUGGACGUCUUCAACAGUUCAAUAGCUUCUACAUCUAAAUUAUCAACGACGUCGCUAUUCAAUAAGAAGAGUGUUGAGGAGAGUAGCGAUAAAGAUUUCGACUUUUCUGAUGAGGAUGAACCUAACGAAAAGAAGUCAUUGAGAAGUGCUGACAUGUUUAGUUCCACUACUGCUCAAACUACUGCAACUGACAAAUUCAAUGCAAGUGAUGAUGAUGAUGAUUUCGAAUUUGAAGACAUCAAUGAAACCAGAACCAGUAAUCUCAACACAACACGUAAUUCGAAUUCCAAUCAGUCCACUUCUACCUUGUUCAGUUCUAGAAAAUCGAAACGCAAUCAGAAAGAAGACGAUUUUGACUUCCCAGACGAAGCACCUUCUCAGCCGAAAAGGACGCGGCAGUCUUCAUUAUUUUCUGAUAGCUUGUUUUCAAAUACCAAAAAGGCGACCGUCAAAACUGAAAGAAAUGAUAGUUUUGAGGAUGAUAACGCCGGUUUCGGGUUCGGCAGUCGUAGUAAGAGAAAUGGUGGUAAAAUCUGUCUUACUACAUUCAUUGAUCGGCAGAAGAAACCGGAUAAUUCAAUAGAUGGAGAUCAGAACGAUAUCAGAAUAAAGGAUGAGCCUGCUGAUAUCAAUUCAGAUGACUCUGAUGUUGAAAACGUCUCUUCUACUUAUGCAGCUAAUGUUGAGAUCAAGCCAAUGAUAGCCAAGCUGGAUGACCUUAGCAUCAACAAACCUACUCCAAAGGAUGAGAACUCCAAUCAGAUUAACUACAAAAAAUUUAAAAAAGUAAAACAAAAUUGCUGGCAGCAAUCAGUUACCAAAAAUCAUCAAGGUCAGCUUCAUUGAUACCGAGGAACAGAAAGGUGCAAAAUGGGAAUCGGUUCUAUCAGAAGAGGAGCCAGAGCCAGAGGCCGAUGAUGAUUUCGAAUUUGAAGAAAACAGGAGAUUCCAUCAAAACACAAAGAAAACAUUUAGAAGAUGAAUCAAAGAUUUGCAAUUAUUUUCAAAAUUGUACUGUAAUGAUAAAAACAAGGCUGUUUAAUGAUUUUAUACUUUUGUAAAUAUCUUUAUCAAUAAUAGUUUUCUUUAUCAACUGUUUCUUCAAAUAGGAGUACAGUACCUAUAUUGUAAUCAUCAGCCUACUUUACUGGACUUUUGUACAUAAGUGAACGUUUAAAAUUUCAGUGAAUAUUGAAAUGUAUUUACAUUUUUAUUUUGUAUUCUCCAUUAAAAUUUCUUGAAGUACAA